AUGAAGGAUGACAAAAAUAAUGGCAUUUUGCUGGUAGUCCUGAGCUAGAACCCAAUCUCUCUAGACCAAAUACUUGCAACAUGGCGUUCUUAGUUAGACCUCAGUUGUGAUCAUUCGAUUCACAACAUUUCAACACCUGUUCCAUGUAGUUGCGAUGACAUAUUACAGAUAGAUGCAGUUAAAAGUCUGAGCCAUGACGGAAGACUCGAAAUUUUCCAUUGUUUCGCCGAAGUCGGUGAAAUUGUACGCGGAAAUUUGCGGCGUUCAGACUUUGACAGACGAUCUUGCCAGUUCCUUGGCUGAAGAUGUGACCUACAGACUUCGCGAAACGCUGCAGAGUGCCUCACAGUUUAUGAAGCAUGCUAAGCGGAGAAGGCUCUCAAGCGAAGACUUCAACAAAGCAUUAGAAAGAAGUAGCACAGAGCCAAUUUAUGGUUAUGGAUCUAUGGAUGACGUGUUGUUUCGAAACGCACCAACUAAGGAUGGGGACAUUUUCUUUGUUGAAGAUAAGGAGAUAAGCCUACGAGAGCUGGCAAUGAAUGUGGUUAUACCCACUGACCCUGGACAAAGAAGUGUUAAAGGUGAAAUCUCAGUCAGUCAAUUCAGUCAGAACUUUCAACAGAAGGUUGCAAAGGAGAGGUUUUGUUUCAUGCACAAAUUUAAGAAAAACUCAUGCAUCACGUCUAUAAAAGAUAAAAAUUCAAUUCCUUCUUCUUGUGUACAAGGUUUCAGAUUUAAUGCACGUUCGUAUUUUGAACGAGCACUGGUGCUCUUGGACGAUAACGUGGUUAAAUAA
Pocillopora verrucosa is the source of this 796-nucleotide messenger RNA. The record is from RefSeq and is a predicted model, not a curated record. Lineage: Eukaryota; Metazoa; Cnidaria; Anthozoa; Scleractinia; Pocilloporidae.